Molecule: messenger RNA, 1386 nt
Organism: Alternaria alternata
Lineage: Eukaryota; Fungi; Ascomycota; Dothideomycetes; Pleosporales; Pleosporaceae
Product: inositol monophosphatase
Exons: 4
Coding region: 253-1122 (289 amino acids)
Biological process (GO): phosphatidylinositol phosphate biosynthetic process; signal transduction; inositol metabolic process
Molecular function (GO): inositol monophosphate 1-phosphatase activity
Source: RefSeq, a predicted model, not a curated record
GCACCUCAAGCUGAGUACUCUGCUUCGCGAAAAUAGUGUGUUAGGAAUUCCAACGUCAACCGCUAAAAGUUGCUGUUUCCCCACGUGGCGGACCCUGCAUACACAACUCCAGGCCGCCCCACCGAGGGGCACGUAGGUAGCUCUGACGUUCGAAAGCUAUCGAGCGCAGCUACAACAUCACCAAAAAAAGUCUACUUUCAAUUUAUCAAGCUCCAAUCGCAAACUGUUAGAACAAACCGAUCGAUAUCCAAGAUGGCCGGCGUCAACCUCCAAGAAGUCCACGACUUCAUGAUCUCUAUCGCCAAACAAGCUGGCGAACGCAUCGUCUCCGCAAAACCCACAACUCAAGGCUCAGGGUCGAAGAAGAACUCGGUCGAUCUCGUCACCGAGACUGAUCGCGCCGUCGAGAACCUCAUUUCGACAUCCCUCCGCGAGAAGUACCCAGACUACGAAUUCAUGGGCGAAGAAACAUACAAGCCCGGCGACAAACUUAACGCAGCACCGACAUUCAUCUGUGACCCCAUCGACGGAACGACGAACUUUGUGCACCGAUACCCUUAUGUUAGCAUUUCACUCGGUCUAGCGAUAGAGCGUGAGCCUACUGUAGGAAUCGUGUACAACCCAUUCACACAAACUUUGUACUCUGCCAUAAAAGGACAAGGCGCGUAUCUGAAUCAAACGACCAAAUUACCACUAUCACCACCAACGCCGCUGGAGACACUGAAUACCUGUUUGGUUGCUGUGGAGUGGGGCAGCGACCGGAGCGGGAAUGACUUCAAGGUCAAGAGUGAGACUUUCAAGAAGCUGGCAGCCACAAAGGAAAAUGGGGGUGGCAUGGUACAUGGGUUGAGAUCAUUUGGCUCGGCGGCGCUGAAUCUGUGUGGGGUUGCGAGUGGAGGUUUGGACAUCUACUGGGAAGCGGGAUGCUGGGCAUGGGAUGUUUGUGCUGGGUGGGUUAUCUUGAAGGAAGCCGGCGGCAUGGUGGUUGAUGCAAACCCGGGAAACUGGAAUCCAGAGGUUGAGGGGCAGAGGUAUCUUGCUGUACGAGGGGGUGAAGGACAAAAGGAAAUUAUUGAGGAGUUCUGGAGCUUGGUUGAUGGUGCCUUUGAGGUGGGUACGUAGAGGAUGGAUACUCCCGUGAGAAGAGUGGUAAACAUGGUCAAGUUGGACAUCAUAUCACAUCAGCAUCAGCGCAGUAAUUAGCGGCGGCCAAAGGUUUUCUCAUUAUUGCCACCACUAAGAUAUCCUCCACAGUCAGUCAGAACCUUUCGAGCGGUCUCGAUCAAUCUGUCACCGCAUCGAACACGUCUCCACCAGAGAGUGGUGUUCUCCAGCACGAUGUCUUCCUGAUCCACGCAGCACCAUGUUUCCAAAAACGAAUGUCCC